AUGUGCUCUCCUGCCAGUCCCAAAAUCCUAUACAGGAACCCCCGGUUACUCCGGUUAGCUUUUCUGCAGCUUCAUCACCAGCAGCAGAGUGGUGUGUUCUGUGAUGUCCUUCUGCAGGCAGAAGGUGAAGCAGUCCCAGCCCACUGCUGCAUCCUGUCAGCCUGCAGCCCCUUCUUCACAGAGCGCCUGGAACGAGAGAGGCCAGCUCAGGAUCGGAAGGUGGUACUGGAGCUUGGGGGCCUGAAGAUCAGGACACUUAGGAAGCUGGUGGACUUCCUGUAUACUUCAGAGAUGGAAGUAUCUCAAGAGGAAGCCCAGGAUGUGCUUUCUGCUGCCCGUCAGCUCCGUGUAUCUGAGCUAGAGUCCCUUCAGCUAGAGGGUGGAAAGUUGGUGAAGGCCCCACAGGGCCGAAGAUUGAAUCGAGAGUGCUUACAACCACCGACUGCUGCACCAAUCUCUGCCAGAGUGGUGGUACCAAACCGCCACCCUCGAACUCCACUGCCUACCACCCAGACUCCCUGUCCUCUUGGGGCAGUGAGAUUGAAGUCUUUGGGAAAAGAGGGGCGCCAGGAGAAAAAUAACCGACAGAAUACAGGUAACUUAUCUGGUACUCUUCUGCUUAAGAGGAAGGCCAGAACCUGCCCAACUCCACAAGAAAAAGGCUCUUCAAGCCACAGUCAGGGGCCUAAGGAGAACAAGAAUGACCCUGCUGUUGGUCCUACAGCACUUUCCCCACCCAGCUUGUACCCGUCUGUGGAUGAGCGACUAUUACCCAGAAAGAUCAGGCUAAGUCGCUCAAAGCCAUCUCCUGAAAUCUGUGCAUUGAAUCCUUCUAGCAUUUUAAGUGGACCCAGCUCAGUGCCUACAGCCCCUGGCCGGCGUCUUUGGCGGCAGAGGAGUAUAAAUAAAGAAGCACCAGAGGACAAGCAGAAACCAGGGAGAGCUAGUCCUCUACAAAGCACCCCAAGCCCAUGUGGUCUUGGGAAGACAGGUGGGAACAAGAAGCGGAGCCCUGAAGUCAAGGCACCUAACUCAGAGUCUGCAGAGGAGGGGCAGGUUGGGAGAGUGAAACUUCGGAAAACUGUCAACGGGACUUGCUGGGAGGUGGUACAAGAGCCUCCCCUCAAAAACUCUCAAAAUAGCCCCCAGCUCCCAGAACCUGGGGGAGACUUAGAAGAGUCUUCAGGGACUCAGUCAUCCUCAGUUAAAGGGCAGGAAGUGUCAUCUGCUACAAUAGAACUGUGUCAGGACUCUCCUGCGUGCUCGAGGCUACAAGACAUUCUGCUUUCUGCUAGCCACUCCCCAGACCACCCAGUGGCCAAGUCCAAGUUUGGGUCCAGUCCAGAGCUGGUAGGGAAGGAACCGGUGUUGGAUACUGACUGCAGAGAGCCCUAUGCCUUUGACACAGCCCUACUGGGACAGCCUUGUGAAGCUGAGGAGUACCGAAUCACCAGUGCUGCUGCCACCAGUGAGCUGGAAGAGAUCCUGGACUUCAUGCUCUGUGGCUCAGACAUUGAGCCACCUAUAGGGUCUCUGGAGAGUCCUGAGGCUGAGGGCUGCAGAAGCCCUAGUUACCACCUGACAGAAACAGGAAAGAACUGGAUUGAAGGGGAAGAAUGGUGUUUGCCAGACCUGGAACUCUGGCCUAGGGAGCUCACAGGAUUGGAAAAGGAACCUGUUGUUGAGAACAAAGAGCCAAUUGAGCCCCUUAGCCCCCUUGUCAUGUCCUCUGAGAACAAAGAGCCAGUUGAGCCCCUUAGCCCUCUUGUCAUGCAUUCUGAGAUGAGUGAAGGAGAGGUGCUUUCAGUGGGAGGCUCUUGGACUCCAGAACUUGAAAUUACCAGCUCCCAGCCACUGGAUGGUCAGGGAGACAAACUUCUCCACGUUGACUCACUUGACCCUCCCCAAAGGUCUUAUGAGGACCUCUCACCUCCCGGCUCAAACUGGGUGGAGGAUGGGCUGGAAGUGUCCCUAACUAUGGAUGAGGUAUUAUAUCCUGCUACAGAGGCAGGCAAGGAGGUAUUUGGAAAUUCUGAGCUACUAGGCCCACUUCCCAUCAGCUCUGAAGAGGAAGAGAUUGAUGUGGUGGACUGGACAACAGAGGGGAAGCUAGUGCCCACUAGUAUUCCUUCUGUAUGGCCUGACCCUUCCUCAGAGUCAGAAACAGAGGUAGAUAUACUAACGUAG
Molecule: messenger RNA, 2187 nt
Organism: Propithecus coquereli (Coquerel's sifaka)
Lineage: Eukaryota; Metazoa; Chordata; Mammalia; Primates; Indriidae
Gene: BTBD18
Product: BTB (POZ) domain containing 18
Exons: 2
Coding region: 1-2187 (728 amino acids)
Biological process (GO): positive regulation of transcription elongation by RNA polymerase II
Molecular function (GO): protein binding
Source: RefSeq, a predicted model, not a curated record